AAACAAAAUACAUACCUUUUAAAAAUGAUGAAAAUUAAUGAAAAAAAUGUUUGCUCGUUUGCAACGUCAGCAACGCCUGUUGAUCGUGAGGGAUGGUUAACUAAACGUGGUGAAGUAAAUAAAUCAUUUCAAAAACGAUGGUUUGUUUUAAAAGGAAAUUUACUCUUUUAUUUCGAUCGCCGUGGUGACAAAGAACCAGUUGGUGUUAUCAUUUUAGAAGGUUGUACAGUGGAAUUGGCAGAUGAUGAAGAACAAACAGAGCAGUAUGCGUUUAAAAUUAAUUUCCAUGGAACUAAUAAUCGAUGUUAUGUAUUGGGCGCUGAAAGUCAAGAAUCUAUGGAACAAUGGAUGAAAACAUUGGCUUGUGCUAGCUACGAUUAUAUGAAAGUAAUGGUUUCUGAAUUACAACGACAAUUAGAUGAAACAGAUGUAUAUCCCGAAAUUACACCAUCGAAUUCGAUAGGUUCGGUAACUUCUCCAGUUCCACCACCUAGGCGGCAUAAUCCAUUUAAUAAAAGCACGCCAACUGUAACAAAUUCAUUAACACCAAAAAUUACCUUUCGUGAACUUCAUACAGCAUACAGCCGUCGUAUACUUACUGACUUAAAUGAAUGGAGGCAUCAACGAAAACAAUCUACAGCGGAUCUGAUAUCGUUUUAGUAUUAAUCACUGAUUUAUGAUAUAUUUUGAAAAUGCAUCUUUAGAAGUACAAAAUAUCCUAUUUACAAUGCAACUAAUAAAAUUAUUUCGAAUAAUAGGGAGCCAACUUGAAUAGUUAUAACAAGGUAAUUUGUUGGUCCAAUAGCUAAAACUAACUUAUUUUAAUUUUAAAACGAAGUCGAGCGGAUGGAGAAGCAAUUAUUUGUUAACUAUAUAAUUGCCUCGGAGCUAAUGUGUUACAUUUAUUUACUUGCAGAGAUUACUUCUAAUGGUAACCAAAAGCAAUUAUAUUAGUCUACAGUAUGUUUUUAAUGAUAACCAUACUUCUGAAACUUUUUUUUAUUGUCCUAGAAAAUAAAAUUUACAUACUUAAUUCUCCUCUAAAAUAAUUUUUAAUGUGAAGCCAUAUUCAAGUGUAGGAUGAUUAAGCAAAAAAAUAAUACUUAAAAAAUUGUCAUAAAAGAAUAACUAUCACAUUGGUGAAAUCACACUGUUUAAUUA
Chrysoperla carnea is the source of this 1161-nucleotide messenger RNA. It is a transcript of the gene IPIP, whose product is annotated as sesquipedalian-1. The transcript is spliced from 2 exons. Gene Ontology annotation, cellular component: early endosome; recycling endosome; trans-Golgi network. Bases 25 to 660 code for a protein of 211 amino acids. NCBI's taxonomy places the organism in Eukaryota, Metazoa, Arthropoda, Insecta, Neuroptera, Chrysopidae. Gene Ontology annotation, biological process: endosome organization; receptor recycling; retrograde transport, endosome to Golgi. The record is from RefSeq and is a predicted model, not a curated record.